GCGCUGGGGGAAGCGAGCUGUCUCUUCACCACUCCGCUUCGGAGGCCCAAAUGGCGAAGGCCGCGACUCCUCUCGCGGCGAGAGCGAGCGCGCUUUCUCGCUCUUCCAAUCCCGUCCCCGCGCACCCCCCGCCGUCCUUCCACAUACUGCCCCUUGCCUUGCCGACGCCUCCCCUUCUCCAUCUCCCCUUACACCCAUCAGUCGUUAGAUAUAGAUGCAAAUCAAGGUUGAAACCAAAAAAUUAUGGUAUCAGAGCUCAAGCAUCCAGUGUUGGGGCUGGGAACUAUGGAGGAGAGAGAGAAGAAAACAGCCACAGCAAUCUCAUGGAUGGUUCUACCAGUGAGAAUUCAUCUAAAUACCAAAAGUCUCUUUCUGGAGUCAAUUACCAGCUGUCUAUUGCUGGUGUCCUAUUUGUUUCUGCAAUAGCAUUUGCACUUAUUGUUUCCUUGAAGGGUGGUCCUUCUGCUCUCAUAGCAACGCUUGCAAAAUCAGGAUUUACAGCUGCAUUCACACUCAUAUUUGUUUCAGAGAUCGGAGACAAGACAUUUUUUAUUGCUGCAUUAUUGGCGAUGCAAUAUGACAAAGCAAUGGUUUUAUUUGGUUCGAUGGCUGCUCUUUCUCUUAUGACAGUCUUAUCUGUGGUAAUAGGACGGCUAUUCAAUUCUGUACCAGCCCAGUUCCAGACAACACUACCCCUUGGAGAGUAUGCAGCAGUGGCUCUUCUAACAUUCUUUGGUUUGAAGUCAAUAAAAAAUGCAUGGGAAAUUCCAUCAGAUGCUGAUACAAAUAGCAAAGAGAAAUCUGAACUUGGAGAACUUGUUGAAGCUGAGGAGCUUGUGAAGGAAAAGGUAGCAAAAAAGCUUACAAAUCCUUUUGAAGUCCUAUGGAAGUCUUUCAGCCUUGUGUUCUUUGCGGAAUGGGGUGACCGCUCAAUGCUGGCAACAAUUGCUCUUGGGGCUGCACAGUCUCCUUGGGGGGUAGCUGGUGGAGCUAUUGCCGGACACCUAGUUGCCACAUCUAUUGCAAUCGUAGGUGGAAGUUUUCUUGCCAACUACAUUUCCGAGAAACUGGUUGGUUAUUUAGGUGGUGUCUUAUUUCUAAUUUUUGCUGUGGCUACACUUCUUGGAGUUUUCUAAUAGCUGGAAAGACAUGACAUUUUAUUCUAAAUCCAUUGAAGAAACAUUCUGUGUUCCAACGAUACAACACAGGAAUAAGGGGAUUGUAAGGUGAGGUAUAUGUUCUUCCCCAUGAGUUUAAUUGUUUGGUUUCAUGGUCAGGUUAUUCGUUCUUGUGAGUUUAAGACGUUGGUUUCACCUGAAGAAACACACUGUGAGGUAGCCUGUAGAGUAAUACGAUAUGUUACACCAAUUUUACCUUCAAAUAUGGCCUGAGACACUGAGCUUAAGCAUUGUGUUGAAACAAAUGGAACUGUGAGCAGAGCUUGGCGGUCCUUUCUUUUUUUAAUUUUGAUCUACUGAGAUGUUCAUGUGAAAUGUAUGGAUUUAGUCUAAUAAGAGAAGAUACGUUCACUUUCUAGCA
Musa acuminata subsp. malaccensis (wild Malaysian banana) is the source of this 1539-nucleotide messenger RNA. Its product is annotated as GDT1-like protein 2, chloroplastic. Gene Ontology annotation, cellular component: Golgi apparatus; chloroplast. NCBI's taxonomy places the organism in Eukaryota, Viridiplantae, Streptophyta, Magnoliopsida, Zingiberales, Musaceae. The record is from RefSeq and is a predicted model, not a curated record. Gene Ontology annotation, biological process: manganese ion transmembrane transport; calcium ion transmembrane transport; Golgi calcium ion transport. Gene Ontology annotation, molecular function: calcium ion transmembrane transporter activity; manganese ion transmembrane transporter activity.